AUGUGCCAUCCAACUAUCCUUCUAGUCAUUUUACUCUUUAUAUCGCAAGGUCUUUCUCGCUUCAUAGAGCCUGGUGUGGUCCCUAUCAACCUUAUCAAUCUUCAGCGUCGCGGGAUCGAUCAGAGUGUUCUACUAGAAAACGGCAAAGAGGCACAAAAGCUAAACGCGAAGUUCUCUGGCAUGAAUCCUAACUCGCCAUGUAAGACGGGCGAUUCCGCAUGUAUCUCUGGGGGAUUCUCUCAAUGCGUGGGAGGCAAAUAUGUGGGUGGUCCUUGUGCCCAAGGCUCGAAAUGUUUUGCGAUGCCUCUUUUAUUGAAGAAAGGAACAUCCUUAGGUUGUGAUACCGAAUCAGAUGCAACCGCCAGAAUCAGUAACACUGGUGCCACUGGUGGUCUAACUGGGACAGGCGAUUCUGACAAGACAUCGAACGGCAACUCAACCCAGGCAAGCCCAACAGGAGACAAGACUGUCAACGGUUCAAAAUCUGAUUCAACCGAGAAAGAUGACAAUUCCACUGGAUCGACCGCGGAUUCAGCUGCGGAUACGAACAAAAAUUCCACUGCAAUGGGUUCAUCGGCAGGAUCUUCCAAUCCACCCGACGUCUCAGAUUCAGGCACCGAUGAGAAAAAAAAAUCGCCCUCAAAGGAUUCUUCUUCAGGAGAUUCCGAUUCAUCCGACAGUUCGGCUUCCGGCACCGAAAAGAGCUCGAAUAAAUCGUCCGACUCGAGUGAUGCCAAGUCAGAUUCUGGGAAAGCCUCGGAGGGAAGUAAGAAUUCAACAUCCCUCUCGGAUGGGAAGGAAUCUAACCCCAAAGAAUCCAGCUCCAACUCUAGUAACGAUAAAAAGAUUGCAGAUCCGGUUAGAGGAGCCGACGGUGAAGAUGUUGAAGAUCUCAGUUUUGCCAAGGAUAAUUCGGAAGAAAACGACUGCACAGAUGAAUCCUAA
Messenger RNA from Puccinia triticina, 945 nucleotides. RefSeq lists its product as uncharacterized. The transcript is spliced from 4 exons. The record is from RefSeq and is a predicted model, not a curated record. The coding region runs from base 1 to 945 and encodes 314 amino acids. NCBI's taxonomy places the organism in Eukaryota, Fungi, Basidiomycota, Pucciniomycetes, Pucciniales, Pucciniaceae.